AUGGACUCCCAAGAUUUAGUUCUUGUUGGUGUAUGGGAUGAUCGCCCUUGGGCACCCUGGGCACCCGGACCAGGUAUCAAUCCUUUGCCACCAAAGCAUGUGUGGCCUAAGCCACUUACGACAGCCUGCUUUCUCUUGGAGCGUCUCCCCAAAGGUAUGAUCAGACCUUAAGACUAAAUGUAUCCCAACUAAAGCUAACAAUACUAUAGAGAUCAGAUGUGCAACCCUUCGUCUUUUGCUGUACCGCCCUACAGGUUUUGUACCUUUCACUGCGAACCACAGAGUUCGAAGUGGACCCGUACCACGUUAUAUCUACAAAAACAAACAUUAUCCGGGCAUAAACUAUACAAAAGAGUAUGGCUGGAAGGGCUCGAGAGGUUACUAUUAUGACGACGACUAUACUGGUCAUCCUUGGGGUCAUUCGCUUCACCUGUACUCUAAGUAUCCUAGGUGGGAUUGCGGGCCACUCAAGGUUAUCUGGACAACACCAGCCUCUGGAGCACAGCUUCGACUCAUUCGGCAAGCCCGUAAACGUACAGGCGACCGUUUUCCGGAUGUUGACCUUCCUGAUUCCAUUGACCCAGAAACCGGUACGAGCAUGACAAACCUUUUACAUUAUCGACGCGAUGGAAGCAUAGGAGUCAUCCAUAGUAGAGAAGCCGAAGUCACCCCAAUUGCCGGUGUGCAAAUUCUCAGAACCUGCCAAAAGCUCUAUGCCGAGGGCUCAGAAAUACUUUAGUAUGUAGCUUCUUUUCUAUAUCCUGUUAUCCAUCUGUAUAAAGAGCUAGUUCAUUAUCACACAAUGUUCUGGACUCCUGACCCGACAGGAAAAUCACGCGCUAAUCUCUUCCAGUGGCGAAAACCUAUUUGUGUUCAACGGUAUCAGAGAACCAUAUGAAGGCGGCUUCAAAAACUUUCGAAUCGAUGAUGAUCUUACCAGACUUGCAUAUCAUCUCCUUGGAAUAUCACGAGAUCCGACAUUGGUAUCAAGAAACCAAGUUUCUGCGGCUCUUCAGGAACUAUUUAACCCUUCUAUGCCAUGUCCCAAAGUCGUGUCGGAGGCUAAUACGGAUCCGUUUACGCAAUUUAUACCACCACAAGUAUUCCAACCUCCUUUUACAGGAUAUAGCAUUAUUUUCUGGGACUCAUUUCUCGCCUUUUUCAGACAGAUAGGAAUUCAGAACGCGUCCUUGUUGACGAAGAUAAAACUCGAAGGGAUCUUCUAUGGGCAUUGGCCUUUGCCUGGCGAAACCACCGCUCCACUGGAUUUUUCUGACAUGCUUCGGUGUUACGUUACUGUUAUGAGUCACGUAUGUGUCAACCUAAAGAGCCUCACACUACACACGCCCUAUUCACAUGCUCAGGACUACGAUGCAAAAAUGAGAGCAGAGGAGUCUGUAGCAUUGAUUGUUAAUAGCCUUCCUGGACUUCGAAAGAUGAAACUAGGCCAGUAUCGUCAUCGCAAUCUCAAUCAUCAAGACAACUGGGACGAAACGGUAAGAUGGUCGCAGGUGGUCAGUAGACGUGCCCAAGGUCGUCAACAAGUUCCUCAGCGAUCAAUUGAAGACAUCAUCGCGGAGAUCAACAGAGAAGCUCAAGAGUAUCAUGAAGAGACGACAAGUCAAUUCGACGAACUUCCAUUCAAAGAAGCUGGCUGUGUGGAUUACGAGUUUACCUCCAGAUCACAACAGAAGAAGGCGAAUCGCGAGCUUUUUAAACUUAUUGAGUUUCAUCCAACGGCACGAGUCAAGAUCUAUCUUGGACCUGUACUUGGAUAUAAGCCAUUCAAAUGGUCGGGUUGGCAAUAUCCCAAUUACCGAUGGUUGAUUGAUGGCAGCUUUGCAUGGACUAAGCAAGACUGGGAAUCGGCCAGUGCUGCAGAUACUGAGAAAGAUCUUGGUGGAGGAUAUGAAAAUUAUGAAGUAGAUUAUGAUGGCUAA
Messenger RNA from Hymenoscyphus albidus, 1940 nucleotides. NCBI's taxonomy places the organism in Eukaryota, Fungi, Ascomycota, Leotiomycetes, Helotiales, Helotiaceae. The record is from the annotation of a GenBank genome assembly.